AGUUUGGACAUGAGUAGACUAGUAUGUGUGCAAUAACAGAAGUGGGCGUGGGCAAAAAGGACGAUAAACACAGUAGCACUAUCCCAGGAAUAAUGUGCAGGGGCGCAACCCGGUGCAUAUAUCGGCGUGUAUAUUCGGAUACUGCCGCAGCCCGCAGCCUUUUUUUCAUGCACGGCUGUACUGUUUCGAUGUCCGGAGGCAUUGGAUUCUAAAGAAUAAAGUGCUUUCAAAAGAACUUCCGCAUGUUUUAUGCUACUGUGUUGGUGCUUUGUGUUAUCAAGCUUUGAUAUUAGGUGGUUUCUAAUCGCGGGAAUACAAGAGAAGAGAUUUCCUUGCUUCAGGAAAAAAUGGCUGCCUUGAAAGUUCCGAAGGAUGAGCGCCAGGAACAGGUGGUAUUGGCUCGGCAGUUGGAGUCGGCUGCUACCGUUCAGCUACACGGAGCUACUGUGACAUCACUUUCAUUGAAUGGAUGUGAUAGAUUAUUUUUAAGUGAGAAAGCAGUGUUUAAUAACAAGAAAGCAAUCAGGGGUGGUAUUCCAGUCAUCUUUCCUCAAUUUGGUCCAUGGGAUAAAGGAGCUCAGCAUGGCUUUGCAAGGAUAACACCAUGGGUCCUCACUGACAAGCAAACAGAUCCUAAAAAGGAAGUGCUUUGUACAUUCGAGCUGGAGGAUAAUCUAGAAACAAGGAGUAUAUGGAAUCAUAAGUUCAAGGUUAAGUACACAGUUUCCCUAAAGAAAAAGAAUGCUCUCUUUGACUUCAGUGUGACAAAUACAGGUUUGGAAAAAUUUGAUUUUACUUGUCUUCUUCACACAUACUUCCGGGUCGAUGAUAUAGCCAAUGUAUCAAUAACAGGUCUUAAUGGAUUAGAGUAUGUAGACAAGAUACGAGGGGGCGCCACAUUCACCGAAGACAGAGAGCUGGUCACAGUUGAUGGUAAUUACGACAGAGUAUACAAGCAAACACCUAAUAAACAUGAAAUCAGGAACACCAUAGAUGGAGCUACCAUCGUCUUGGAGAAAAACAACUUUCCAGAUACGGUGGUAUGGAAUCCAUGGGCAGAGAAGGCCAAACAGAUGAGUGACUUUGGCGAUGAUGAGUAUACCAAAAUGAUAUGUGUAGAAGCUGGCUAUGUCUCCACACCGGUUACACUACAACCUGAGCAAACAUUCUACGCGAGUCAGACCAUCGGUGUUAAAUAAUUUGCUUCAUGAGAUGGUUUUUUUUUAAUGAAAUAGAAGGUCUUCCAAAAGCUUAAAAGGAAAUUCUUUGCAUACCAGAGCACAGCUGUUCCAUAGUUACGUUUGUGAGAUUUUUUUUAGAAAAUAGUUUGCCUACCAAAGGAUUAAAAGGGAAAUUUCAACUUAUCUGCAUAGGACCUGAAAAAAAAGAAUCAAUAAAAUUCAUUCUUUAAUAAUAGCAUACUGUAGCUUGGCUUGAAUUGUUCCAUUAUCUUUUGAUGAAGACUUUGGUUUAUGUCAAGUUCAAUUUAAAUUAAGGAUCAUGGUUUUGUUGUCAGAUUAUGUUGCAUUAUGGGUAUUUUUCAUAUACCCUGUAUAAGUUGAUGGUGCAUUAUGGGUAUUUUUAACAUAUCGAGACAUCUUGAGAACAUGGUAGCACUCAUAAUUGCAUAAUACUAAAUUCAAGCUGAACUGUACAAUAUAUCAACACACAUAUGUGCUUGAGGGGGAAAUGAAAACAAAAAUCAAAUAAAAAAUAAGGAUUAAAAACUGAGGAAUGAUGGAAAUGGAAUAUCUUUUGCAUCUGACAUCCAAGUCUGCAAUUAAAUGAACACUCAUUGUACCUACUCUCUGUACAGACUCUGACAAUAAUGAUUUUUAGCAGAAGUGUAAUUCAUAUUUUGAUACUAAAUUCAAUAUGUACAGAUAUGAGAUGUGAUGGUUCUAUAAACCUGAUUCUCAUUUUGAUUUGAGUGUUUUAUGUAGUCCUUUCACAGCAAUUUUGAUAAUUUUUAUACUCUUUUUCUAAUCAGACAGUUAUUAGAACUAAAAUUAUUUUUUUACCAUUAGAAAAUUGUCGACAUUGUGUUUCACGCCAUCAGAGGUAGAUACAAUCUAUGUACAUGUAAUGUAACAGAGGAUAUUGAAGGAGUAUACAGUUCUAAGUUUGUACGUAAAUAAUGGGUAAAUGAAAUACAUCUCACUUAUUUUAUGAUAACGAGUGUUAAGGAUCACUUUUUUUUCUAGUAGUAUGCAUACAGUUUGGUUUUACUGUACAAUGAUGUAUGUUUUAUUGCUCAAUUUUGUUUAUCUCACUCUGAAUUUUUAAUGGUAUGUUGGAAUGACAGGCAGGCCAUUUGAAUGGAAUAGUUCACAAUUUUUUACAUUAUAUGACAAAGACUAAUAUUUCUAUUAUGAAACAUUGGGCAGAUCGAGAAGUGGGAGCACAGAGGGAAUAUGCCCAUCCUUUUUUGGCAACAAGUUGUAUAUUGUUGCUCUCUAGUUGUGGGAGAAUUGCCCAUUUUUCAGAAUUUAAGCUGCUCACCUUUAAAUAGAGAAGAAAAAUUCUGCACUUUUGCUUAAAAAAAAAAAAUGAAUAGAUUUUGAGCUCCCCAGCCCCUUUUAUAAAAUCUUGGAUCUGCCUUUGAUCUCAGCAGAUGACUGCAAAGAAAGAGUAUUUAUUUUAAAUACUGAAUCGUAACUUUUGUCUUUGUUUAUUUUUUUCUUUUUUUUUGUCUUUUUAGCUGUUUAUGUCACUAAUCUUCUAUAAAAGAUAAUAAUAUAUGAUUUAUUAUUCAGAGACUGAAUAUAUUUGGCCAUGUGGCUUUUCAUUAGCAGUACAAUCUUGUCUUUCAAACAAAUUGCAAUGGAUACAGAGAAGUUUUGAUUUGCUUUACUUAAAAUUUGAAAAAAAUAUAUAUAUAUUUACCACAUGUAUUGCUUCACUAACAAAUAUGUUUGUUUUUUCCUGAAUGGUAAUCAUUAGAAUUUUGAAAAUUUAUCAUUGUGAAUGCAAUAAUUUGAGACGAAAGGCUGAAAUUGAAUAUUUUAUUUAAAAAAAAAUCCAAGUUGAUGUUAUACAAUAAUCAUGUAUUCAGCAUGAAAACCGUGAAUUUACAUCUUUAAUUGUUAGCGUCAUGUGAUAUUUUUUAAUGAUGUAUUUUGCUAUCUGUAUAUUUUGUGCUUUUAAAAAUUUUACAAAUUUAAGUUUGUGCAAUUUCAAUGUUUUUUUUAUGACACAAUUUUGACCCCCGAUCCAUUCCAGUGUAAUAUCAUUACAACAUACAAGACUGCCAUUAGGACCCCAUGGAGGUGAGAUUAUAGAUAUCAAAUCCAUACAUGGAAAUGGUAACUUGUAUGCCAUCAUUCUUAUAGAAAACCUUUGACCCCUUUUCAGGCACAGUACAAAUGCUCAGAACAUUUUACAGAAGGUCCCAGACACGACAAAACAACAUUUGCAACAUUUUCUAUAUAGGUUGAAUCAAUUUUUUGCAUAUCAGUUCAUUAACCCGUUGCAAACUGAGCCCACGUAUAUGCGACCUUGAGUCUAUGGAAUACAUGUGUUAUAACAAAAUCAUUUUGUCUACUAUGAGAACAUGCAUCAUAGAUGUCAACUCUUUAAAAAAUUGCCAAAUCUUCACCAUAUGUUUUUUGUAUUUUCUGCUUUUAUGAAAAAAUUAGCAAAUUGUACAUACAAAUGGCAAUAUACUAUUGAAUCACUAUAUAUCAUUGAAUCAAUCAAGUCUGCGGAAAUCAAAAUUUUUGAGACUUGGAAGAUGUCAAUAACAUAUUUGCAUAUGUUUCCCCCACCCCCC
Lytechinus variegatus (green sea urchin) is the source of this 3772-nucleotide messenger RNA. RefSeq names its product putative glucose-6-phosphate 1-epimerase. The transcript has 10 exons. Gene Ontology annotation, biological process: carbohydrate metabolic process. Gene Ontology annotation, molecular function: isomerase activity; carbohydrate binding. The record is from RefSeq and is a predicted model, not a curated record. Lineage: Eukaryota; Metazoa; Echinodermata; Echinoidea; Temnopleuroida; Toxopneustidae. Bases 348 to 1199 code for a protein of 283 amino acids.